Molecule: messenger RNA, 4238 nt
Organism: Copidosoma floridanum
Lineage: Eukaryota; Metazoa; Arthropoda; Insecta; Hymenoptera; Encyrtidae
Gene: garnet
Product: adaptor-related protein complex 3, delta 1 subunit-like garnet
Biological process (GO): synaptic vesicle membrane organization; anterograde synaptic vesicle transport; Golgi to vacuole transport
Cellular component (GO): endosome membrane; AP-3 adaptor complex; membrane coat
Source: RefSeq, a predicted model, not a curated record
CUUAACAUGUCAUUUACGCCUCCGGGUUUUCCGGGUAAUGUCGACUGUCGACAAUGACCAGAGAUUAGGCGGUGAUAAUCUAAUUAAGUAGAUGUGUGUUUGUGCAAAAUAUUUUUAUUUUUUUUUUUAAUCUCUCGAACUUGGCCACGGGAGGGUCGAAAGAGAGGCUGCUGCUGCCAGUGCUGACAUGGCUCUGCGGAAGGUAAAGGGUAAUUUCGAGCGUAUGUUCGACAAGAAUCUCACGGACCUCGUCCGCGGGAUCAGGAACAACAAGGAGAACGAGGCAAAAUAUAUAGCUCAAUGUAUGGAGGAAAUAAAAUUAGAACUCAGACAAGAUAAUAUAGCAGUUAAAGCGAAUGCCGUUGCCAAACUUACAUACCUGCAAAUGCUUGGCUACGAUAUUAGCUGGGCAGGUUUUAACAUCAUUGAAGUCAUGUCUUCUUCCAAAUUUACAUUUAAGAGAAUUGGGUACUUAGCUGCUAGUCAAAGUUUUCAUAUGGAGUCUGAGUUGUUAAUGCUGACAACCAAUAUGAUUCGUAAGGACUUGAAUAGCUCCAAUCAGUACGAUGCUGGAUUAGCUUUAAGUGGAUUGUCAUGUUUUGUAAACCAAGACUUAGCUAGGGACUUAGUUAAUGAUAUAAUGACUUUAUUGACAUCAACAAAGCCUUAUUUAAGAAAAAAGGCAGUUUUAAUGAUGUACAAAGUGUUCCUUCGAUUUCCUGAGGCGCUAAGGCCAGCAUUUCCCAGACUGAAAGAAAGACUGGAAGAUCCUGACAGCGGUGUUCAAUCAGCUGCGGUUAAUGUUGUUUGUGAAUUAGCUAGGAAAAAUCCAAAAAAUUAUCUGAGUUUAGCGCCUGUAUUUUUUAAGUUGAUGACAACUUCCACAAACAAUUGGAUGCUCAUCAAAAUCAUCAAAUUGUUUGGCGCAUUGACACCUCUAGAACCUAGGCUUGGCAAGAAAUUGAUAGAACCGCUAACGAAUUUAAUACACAGCACUUCUGCUAUGUCAUUACUGUAUGAAUGCAUUAAUACAGUCAUAGCUGUAUUAAUAUCCAUAUCUUCGGGAAUGCCAAAUCACUCUGAUUCGAUUCAGCUGUGUGUACAAAAGUUAAGGAUACUCAUAGAAGAUUCAGACCAGAAUCUAAAGUACUUGGGGCUAUUGGCUAUGUCAAAAAUCCUUAAAACUCAUCCAAAAAGUGUGCAGGCGCACAAAGAUCUGAUAAUGCAGUGCUUAGACGACAAAGAUGAAAGUAUAAGGUUGCGAGCUCUAGAUUUAUUGUACGGCAUGGUUUCCAAGAAAAAUUUGAUGGAAAUUGUACGAAAAUUAAUGGUGCAUAUGGAAAAAGCUGAAGGUACAAUGUACAGAGAUGAACUGCUGUCCAAAAUCAUUCAGAUAUGCUCGCAAAACAAUUACCAAUUCAUUACCUACUUUGAAUGGUAUAUAUCUGUACUUGUUGACCUGACUCGCAUGGAAGGAACUAAGCACGGUAAGCUGAUAGCGAUGCAAUUGUUGGACGUGGCCAUACGCGUGCAAGCUAUUAGAAAACAUGCCACUCAACAGUGUGCGUUAUUACUCGAAAAUGCGGGUCUGCUUGCGGGUCAACCAAGAGCUACCAUGUCCGAGGUGCUAUAUGCCGCUGCGUGGAUUUGUGGUGAAUUUUCUAGUGAGUUGUACGAUCCACUGGUUACUUUAGAUUCGAUGCUCAAACCUCAAGCAUCAAGCUUGCCUGGUCACAUUCAAGCUGUAUAUGUUCACAACAUUUUAAAAUUAAUUAUCGCCAUUUUAAUGAAGGGUGAUGAGAUUAACGUAGCAAAGGAAGAAAUGGUUGAAUGGAAAGAAAAACUAGCAACGUUUAUUUGUAGUAGCGACUUGGAAGUACAGGAAAGAUCGAGUUCUGCUGUAGCUUUACUUGAGUGCUUGAUAGAAAACCCAAGCUUAGCCAGUGAAAUGUCGGAAGCUUUCGUUGGCGAAUUGAACCCAGUUGCCCCUAAAGCUCAAAGAAAGGUGCCAAUACCGGAAGAUUUGGAUCUCGAUUCUUGGAUCAAUGAUCCUCCUUCUGAAAGUUCGGAUUCCGAGGAUAUGGAUAUGAACGAAAUUUUUGUUAAAUCGGAAAAAUUCAACGACAAUCAUAGCAAGCGCCAGUCGUAUGAACCUAGCACUGAGGAAAUAGAACAGAAACGAGAAGCAAGAAAAUUAGAGCAGCAGAAUAAUCCGAACUAUUUGAAAAAUUCCUCAUCAUCGCAUAAGAAAAUUAAGUUUAACGAUAAGUCUGGGAAUGAUGACGAUUAUGAAAAUAUUCCUAUUGCCGAAUUAGAUAUUCCAGUGUCGUUAAAAGUAAACGAUUCCAACAAAUACUACGAUAUGCAUAGAAGCAGUGAAGGACGCAAAUAUCGUAACAAAACUAACAAGAAAAAGAAACAUAAGAAGAAUAAGAAGUGCAGUAGCUCGGAAGAUGAUGACGAAAAUGCUUAUCCAGAGCAAUAUGUAAAUAAAGGAGUCGGAGAAUUACCACCUGGAGCAGCGUUAAGCGACAGCGACGAUAAUGAUUCAAAGGAUAUCAACGAUCCUCACAGAGCACUCAAUAUCGAUCUUGAUAUACCUUUGCGAGAAGAUGAAAGGUUACCCGUCGUUCAACAUCGAACUCCAGAUACUCAUGCUAUUCGUAAUAGAACUGAUAAGACUGUCAACCUAGAAAAAGGCCAUAAAAAGCAAAAAAAGAAACAUAGCUCCAAAGAAAGUAAGGUAAAAACUGAAUCAAAAAAUAAUACAGAAGUUGACUUGUUAAAAGUUGAUGAUUUGGUGGAAGAUCGAGGUAAUCAAGAGGAAUUAGUCGUGAAACAAAAAAAUGUUGAAAGUAAAAAAACGAAACGUAAAAAAACUAAAAGUGUAAUGAAAGAAAAGAAAGAUCCAACUUACGAAAAAAUCGGUAAAAAAUCCAAAAAAAGCAAGAAAACUAAAGAUAACCAGGGUUACGAAGAAACUGCCGGAAUAUCGACGCCUUCUAAAGAAAUUUUGCCAAGUAGAGAACUCAAUUUUGGUAUCGAAAAUAAUAUUUCUAACCAACGGUCAACCUCUUACAAAGAGUUGGCUCAAGAUAAGACUAUUAAAUUACUUUAUGAAAUUCAAUCGCUAGAACACGACACGAGUAAGAUCGUUUUAUUAAUUUCAUUUGUUAACAAAACCGAGAAUGUUAUUAAGGAAAUGUUUUUUAACGUUAUGGACAAUUCAACUUUGAAAUUAGAGCGGAGGGUAGAAGACGAGUAUGGUAUAAAAAUGAAUUUCCAAUUACUUCCUUUGGGCUCUGGUGAGGUGUAUAUUUCCAUUUUGGUGUCAGAAGUGACAUUUACUCAAAAACUUCGUGGCUUACUGACAUAUAUGGUGCAAGGCCCUGACAAUACUAUCCAAGAGAAACUUGAUUUUACAUUACGUUUUCCUUGUAGUAAUUUUAUUGUAGGCCGAAUUUCACAUAAUGAUAUUUUAACGGAAUUGUUGAAAAGCGGUCAACUUUCGCAUAAAUUAAGAAAUGAAGUCACUAACUGUAAUGAUUUCAAUAGCGUGUUGAACGAUAUUUGUAAUCAAUGUCAUCUUACGCUUGUGGAACACAUUGAUGACUCGGCUUCUUUAUAUGGCCAAUCUUUAAAGGGUCACCACAUAUGUCUUUUAAUCAAACAAAACUCCACAACAAAUACGUUGGUUAUAGAAGGUAAAAGUGAUAACAACUUGCUGCUAUCGGAAAUUCUCAACGAAAUAGUAAAAAUGUUGACAUGAAGAUUUUAAGAAUAUAGAUUUUUGUGAUGGCUAUUAACACAUGAAGUCUCAACAUAAUUUUGAAAAAAAAUCAACACCUGGCAUGUUUAUACUGUAGACUAAAUUACUUUCCUAUUGACUUAUACCUAUAAAAUACAUAAACAUAUUCAUAAAUGAGCACAUGUGAACAUAAUAUGUGUUUAAUGUAAGAGAGAGCGUAAUGUACACAACGCUGUGUUAAAGUAUAAGUGACAAUACUUUACAAUUGAUCCUUUAUUUCAAAAAUUUUCAUUCCAUUGAGGUAAAUGUGGAUCGUUGAAUGCUGUGAAUAUAUUGUUUGUUACAUGAAGGGUUAUUGGCAAUCUAUGCACUUUUGCAAAAAAAGUUUUACAAAAAUGAAAUCACGUAUUACUAAGAGAUCAAAUGCUUAUAUAUAAACAAUUUAUAAAUUUAAAAUAAAAUAAAUUUUUAUGAAUAUAAAUUUUGUCGA